ACCGCCGCUUCGGCGCGGGCCUGGCGCUGCCCCAUUGCAUUUACCCAUCCAGAGAAAAGUUUGAAGGAAGGCCCUGUUCAGAAAUAGUGAUCUGGAAGAAAGGUUGCCCUCUUCAAGAUGAUCCCCUGCAGAGCAGCUCUGUCUUUUGCCCGAUGUCUGAUCCGGAGAAAAAUCGUCACUCUGGACAGUCUAGAAGACACCAAGUUAUGCCGUUGUCUGUCCACCAUGGACCUCAUCGCCUUGGGCGUCGGAAGCACUCUCGGAGCUGGGGUGUACGUGCUUGCGGGGGAAGUGGCCAAAGCGGACUCUGGGCCCAGUAUCGUGGUUUCCUUCCUCAUUGCAGCUCUCGCUUCGGUGAUGGCAGGGCUUUGUUAUGCUGAAUUUGGGGCCCGAGUGCCCAAGACUGGAUCUGCAUACUUGUACACUUAUGUUACUGUUGGAGAGCUGUGGGCCUUCAUCACUGGCUGGAACCUCAUUUUGUCUUAUGUGAUAGGUACCUCCAGUGUUGCCAGAGCGUGGAGUGGUACCUUUGAUGAACUUCUCAACAAACAGAUUGGCCAGUUUUUUGGGACAUACUUCAAAAUGAAUUACACUGGUCUUGCAGAGUAUCCUGACUUUUUCGCUGUGUGCCUUAUUUUGCUUCUAGCAGGUCUCUUAUCUUUUGGAGUAAAAGAGUCUGCUUGGGUGAAUAAAAUCUUUACAGCUAUUAAUAUCCUGGUCCUUCUCUUUGUUAUGGUUGCUGGAUUUGUGAAAGGAAAUGUGGCAAACUGGAAGAUAAGUGAAGAGUAUCUCAAAAAUAUUUCUGCAGUUCUUAGUGACCAACCUUCUGAAAACGGAACUAGCCUCUACGGAGCUGGUGGCUUUAUGCCUUAUGGUCUGGCGGGAACGUUGGCCGGGGCUGCAACCUGUUUUUAUGCCUUUGUGGGAUUUGACUGCAUUGCAACAACUGGUGAAGAAGUUCGGAAUCCUCAGAAAGCUAUUCCUAUUGGAAUUGUGACCUCUUUACUUGUUUGCUUUAUGGCCUACUUUGGGGUCUCUGCUGCUCUAACACUUAUGAUGCCCUAUUACCUCCUGGAUGAAAAGAGCCCCCUUCCAGUAGCAUUUGAAAAUGUUGGUUGGGGCCCGGCCAAGUAUGUGGUGGCAGCCGGCUCCCUCUGCGCUUUGUCCACGAGUCUUCUUGGAUCCAUUUUCCCAAUGCCUCGUGUAAUCUAUGCUAUGGCGGAGGAUGGGUUACUUUUCAAAUGUCUAGCUCAAAUCAAUUCCAAAACGAAGACACCAAUAAUUGCUACUAUAUCAUCGGGUGCAGUGGCAGCUGUGAUGGCCUUCCUUUUUGACCUGAAGGCUCUCGUGGACAUGAUGUCCAUUGGCACGCUGCUGGCCUACUCUCUGGUUGCAGCCUGUGUGCUCAUCCUCAGGUACCAGCCUGGCUUAUCUUAUGAGCAGCCCAAGUUUUCUUCUGAGAAAGAAGCUUUGGGAUCAUGUGCCGAUGCAGCCACCAAGAGCGAGUCCCAGGUCACCAUGCUGCAAGGACAGGGCUUCAGCCUGCGGACCCUCUUCAACCCCUCUGCACUCCCCACAAAACAGUCAGCUUCUCUCGUGAGCUUUCUGGUAGGAUUCCUCGCAUUUCUUAUCCUGGGCCUGAGUAUUCUGACCACUUACGGGGUGCGUGCCAUUGCCAGACUGGAAGCCUGGAGCCUUGCUCUUCUCGUGCUGUUUCUUGUUCUCUGCAUUGGGAUUGUUCUCAUCAUUUGGAGACAACCCCAGAACCAGCAAAAAGUCGCUUUUAUGGUCCCAUUCUUACCAUUUUUGCCAGCGUUCAGCAUCCUGGUAAACAUUUAUUUGAUGGUCCAGUUGAGUGCAGACACUUGGAUCAGAUUCAGCAUUUGGAUGGCACUUGGUUUCCUGAUUUACUUUACUUACGGCAUAAGACACAGCCUGGAGGGUCAUUCAAGGGAUGAAGAAGACGAUGAAGAUACCUACACGGACAAUGUCAAUACAGCAACAGAGGAAAAAUCUGCCAUACCAGCUGAUGACCAUCACCCAAGAAACCUCAGUUUACCGUUCAUAUUCCAUGAAAAGACAAGUGAGUGCUAAAGCUCAGGGCGUGGCCAGUCUUCACAGGCCCAUCCUUCAUGGAGUGACAAGGAGUCAUCAUCAUGCUGGUUGUCGUGGGUCUGCUGCAGACAGAGCUCACCCUAAGUUAUACUUCUUCACCUGGACAGCACCACCUCAUAUGGUGAAUUAUGUGCCUGGGAACCUCCUGAGCUCUCUCCUCAGUGAGGAUCAGCUCCAAAACUGUGGGACUGGGAGUGUGCAUGUGUAUGUCUGAGUGUAUGUGUUGAGGAAUGUGAGUGUCAUUUACUCUCAUUGCAUUACACUUUCCUGCUGGUGUCAUUCAUUGGUGGCGUCUACUGCACAAACUGACUUGGAGGUUAUCACAGAAGGGAGAAGUGUUUUGUAGGUGCCUGAGGCAGCUGGGCACUGCCUUGCUAGGCCUCUCUGGUGUCCACUUAGAGCAUAGUUACAAUGUCAGUGCCCAUCAUGGUAUUAGACCUUGGUCAGGAGGAAGAGGAGAGGAGAAACGAGCCUUUGUUGUGUGCUAUCAAUGCCAGCAGCAGGUGUAUCACAGAUGCAUUUUUAUGAGGUGUGACAGUUGGCCAAGACUUGAACCCAUCAGUGUAUUUGUGGCAGGCAUGCCACAAAGCGUGAUGGGGAAGUGGUGUUCUGCGUCAGCAGGGUCUGUCUUCUUGGAGAGCAGCGGUCCUUCAAUAUGAGGCCUUCGCCUGCUGUGAAUGCUGUCCACCCUCAGCCACAUCCAGGCUUGACAGAAGUGGUGUGAUCUACCUGGGACCCUUUAUGCUGGCAAGUGAAGAUGGGCCCACAGCUGGAAGGAAAUGGGAGUGGCACUGAUGAGGGUAUGUUUGACCAUCAGAGUUCCGCAGAUGCUGGAUAAGCAGACAACUGGCUUCCUACUCUCAAGUCACUUACGUAAACCAGCAGUCUCUCUUGUUAUGCAAUUGGUGGGAUGACCCAUACUUUCCCUCAUAAUUUAAUAACUAAUCAUAGUUCCAUUUUUUUUAACUUCAUCAGGCACAGAAUUCACUCCUUUGUUUCUACUAUUGUUUUGUCUUGUCCUAGCUAUGAGGAGCAGAUGUUGUCUUUACUAUAUGCAAAAGAGAAUAAAUGGAUACAAAAUGAGAAAAUUCCCCUUUUCUGAUUUUAAAGUGCCUAUUCAUCUAUGAAAGGGCAUUUGGCCCAACUUGAGGGGUUUAGAUCCAAUUCGCCUUUCAGGAUUUUAGGGGAAACAUUUAAGGGUUUUUAAGCCCAUUCCAUAAAUUUAGGGAUGUUUUCCCACAUCUCAUAAAGUGUUUAGCACUUUUUAUUUCAUUUAUUUUUAAAUGAUCACACUAAAGAUAUUCAUACAAACUCUAAUAUUGUAUAACAGCCCAUCAAUGGUUGGGAAAUAAAAUAUUUAGCAUAAAAAUUUUAAAUGACCAUUUAAAAAUUCAAGUUACAUAUGAACCAUAUUGUAAUAUAAACAAGAAACCUUUACAUACAUUUUUACAGGUAGGAGUCUCUAAUUAGAGCAUUUUAGUUUAUGGGUUCUCUAGUAGUCAGCUAUCUGCAGUGUGUUUUGCUUCUCAUGAAUUGUGUUUCUGACAAAUAAUUAAAUGGUUUGCUAGAUGAGGUUAGUGUCUGAACAUUUAUACAUGGGCUACAUUCCCAGGAUGAGCCUUGUCGAGCACAUUAGUUGACCAGGUUAAUCCAAAGGCAAAGGAAACACUUGUUCUCUGACAACUCUUCCAAGUGAUUGGUUACUUUAUUGUUUGGUCCAGUGAAAAGUUGAUUGUCAUUAAGCAUCAAACAGGUAGAAGCCAGGGUUUCUCACUGCCGAUGUGGUAGUAACCCUGAUGCCAAGCCCAAGACUGACAUUCCAGUUCCCAGGGUGCACCUGGUGAAACCUGAAUUCAGAAUUACCUUUCAAGCUGUGUCUUUUCUCAGAGAGGGGAAGCAAAGUACUGUGGUCAGAAUCAUAAGUCUUUGCUGUUGUAGCAGUAGGCUGAGAACCUCUGUUCUUCUAUAAUCAACCUAGAAUAGAUAGACCCUUCACAGAGGGAACAUGAAGAAUUUCAACUAUGAGUAUUGGAAUCUUUUACUGUAACAAAAGCAAGAGCUUUGUUUAGAAUGUGAUAGGCAGCUAAAACUGUUAGGCCCACUGUGUUCAAUUAGGAGCAAAAUUUAGUUAAAAAUUAUUUUCCACAUUGAAACACUUUGUAAACACAAAUAUCCUUAUAAAGAUGCUUUGUUAAGUUGGCUGUUUAUUUUCCUGUGAAAACUCACCUUUGUACUAGUCUGUACAUGAGUGUAUAUAUCUGUAGAGCUGUGUGUGUGUGUAUCAGAUGUCAGUUUAUAAGCCAUUGGGUUUUUGAUGAGCUUAGAAAUGACACCAUUGUAAUGGAUUAAAAAACCCAACAGAUGCAGAGAAAAAUUAAUGUUUUGUAUUGAUAGGUAUGCUUAUACAAAAAAAUUUAGGUUUUAAACUAUUUUGAAAUAUAUAGCAAUUUUAUAUGUAUAAUAUUUUCUAUAGGUAGAUUCUUUAAGAGAGAUAUAUUUAUAAUGUUUCUAAUACAAAAUCACUAAACUGUAGUAUAUUUGACAGGUGCUUUAUAAUCUGAAAUGGAGUGUGGGGUAGGGGAUUUUAGGUAUUUCUGUUUACUUGUUUCAUUGUUGCACCUUUUUGACAUCUUUAAGUAUUUUUUUUUUUUUUUUAGUAAAAGUCCAUCUACAAGCUCUAACCACCUCUCUGUACCUACAUUUUAAUGUAUAACUUUUAAACAAAAUAUUAUUUCUUAAGAGUACCAACAUGUUUUAUAGAUAAUGUAAAUUGACUUGCAAUCAUUAACACUUACAUAAAGUCCCUUCAGAAAAUUAAAAAUCCACAUACACAUUCUCUUCAUUGUGGUUGAAUAAGAACAGCUUAAAUUACUCUUCUUUUUACAUUAAGAAAUAUGCUAUGAACAUUUUCACUGAGAAACUUCUCAUAAUAGAACCUUUAUUUUAUACUCUUUUAACCACAUAAAUGCCUAUCUAACCUAUGUUUAACAAGGUAACUCUGCAAAUUACUUAUGAGAAAAAUUUAGAAAUUUUGAUACAUAAACUGAAAUAGUAAUUAAUCACAUGUUCCCCAAAGAUAACAUUAAGAAAGCUAAUAAUAACCUAAUUUGGGACAUAUAAUAAAGAAGAGCUAGUAACGUUUCACUAUUCCAACCAUUGUCGAUAGAAAAUACCUGUUUCAGAAUUAUCUUCCUUUAAAAGGUAAGCAUUCUUCUUUUAAUUUUUCUGAGUAAAGAUUGCAUUUUAAUUUUCUUAUUUUAAUUAUUAAACCAAAUUUUUUUAGGUCCUGAGUGUUUCAGGUAGUUAAGAUAUUUUGAAUUAGAAUCUACAUUUGCCAAUUAUUUUCAAAAUUUAUUUCAGUGUUUAGCAGGGAGGAUAAGGAAAAGUAAUGCCCCCCUCCAAAAAAAAAUACCUGAUCAUGCCAGUCGGGACAUGUUAGUCUUUUUUGCUCUUAAGUCAGGACAUAUUCCAGGCUUACAGACCACAUGAUGCAGGGCCAGGAUUCCAGCUCCUUCUGCUGUGACGGGCUCCUUCUUAUGGGCUUAAUCCUCUGGUAGUAAAUUCCCCAAAUGCAAUUUCCACAGGACCUCAAGGGGCUGGGUUUAGCAUAUACAUCAUGGAAUAUUAACAUUCACAUGAUUAGGGAGAAUUUUUUUGGAAGGAGGGGAUUAGCUGUCCUUUUUGUUAGUGCCAAAAUAGUAUCUUCUCUGUACAUUUUCCACAUGUGUGCUAAACCUUAAGGGAAAAAAAACCAAAGUUCACAUAGUAACUAAUGCCAGCACAGGCCAUUUUUUUAGUCAUGUAGAUGAGAAAAUAGAACUGAUUUUGUUGUUUAGUUGAGCCCUCCCCCCACCUUGUGUAUAAUGUAUUUAAACAUUUAUAAAUGGCCUUUGGUUGCUAGGUUUUGAGAGGCCUCAUCUGUUCUUGUUGUGGUUGUUGGUUUUUGUAACAUUCAUUAUUGUUUUGAUGUACACAAUUUAGCCUUAGUGAUUUCAAAUGCAUUUUGUUAUGACUUAACCCAACUGGUGACCCUAUUUGCUGGGAGUAUUCUAAGCUUUUAUUCACAUGACUGAAGCUACUGUCAUGAUCUCUGGCCUAAAAGAGCUGUUUCUGACCACUGAUGGCUCUGGGCAUUAUUAUCAGGACUCCAGGUUGGCUCCAGGGUCAGGCAGCUUGCAAAUUGUGAACACCUGUAGCUGCCUCUGUUAGGAUAAUGGGAUAGGAUGCAAAGUGAAAGACUUCAUCCAAAAGUAAGGCGGUUGUGAUCCUUGAUUUGAGUUCUGACUACCCCAUGUGUAUGUCAAGGAAAUGAACACAGGAACAGCUUUAAAAAACAGCCUAAAAGCACCUCUGUGAGUCAUGAAAGGACUAGCUGCUGCCUGGAACUGCUACCCCACCGCCUGGCCCACUCACCUGACAGUCUUGGGGUGGAAAAUCCAAGCACCCAGAUUCAGUUAGUAGACAGCUUGUGCUGCCAGCAAAUGCCGGUGCCUGGCUGAUAGCUCUUCAUAUCUGGUAUCCACAGGGGCACCAAGUUGUUUUGUUACUUUAUUACUUUAUUGUAUUAUCAUUAUACUUAAUAGAAAGUGUUGAUAGGGCCCAAAACCCUAUAGAAAUUUUAUUUCUGUCAAAACCAACAAAUGCUUUGGAUUUGUGCAAAUGUAAAGACAUUUUGUUGGUCAGUAAUUUUAAAUUUAAAUGUUUUUGAUGAUAAUCAGUGUUUCUUUUUACUUAUAAAGUUGGGUUGUUUUUUAGAAUUUGUAAUAAAUAAAAACUAUUGCUGCUUUACCACUGUAAAAUAUGCUUUCUAAUGUGACCAUGUAUUUUUUAAAUAAAUUUUAAAUAUGA
Molecule: messenger RNA, 6963 nt
Organism: Condylura cristata (star-nosed mole)
Lineage: Eukaryota; Metazoa; Chordata; Mammalia; Eulipotyphla; Talpidae
Gene: SLC7A2
Product: solute carrier family 7 (cationic amino acid transporter, y+ system), member 2
Exons: 13
Coding region: 118-2094 (658 amino acids)
Biological process (GO): transmembrane transport; amino acid transport
Cellular component (GO): plasma membrane
Molecular function (GO): amino acid transmembrane transporter activity
Source: RefSeq, a predicted model, not a curated record